This is a messenger RNA of Cylicostephanus goldi, 624 nucleotides long. The record is from the annotation of a GenBank genome assembly. NCBI's taxonomy places the organism in Eukaryota, Metazoa, Nematoda, Chromadorea, Rhabditida, Strongylidae.
AUGUCCCUUGAAAAAACGGUCAACAUCAAAAUUCUUACUGCACUGCCGCCAAUCGUCGUCAUUUAUACGACCAAAGAAGAGUUUUACACCGAGCUGUUGAAAAAAAUCCAAGACUUGCAAGUUCCGCUGGGCAAGAUCUGCUGGUCUGACUCUCAAGGUAAUGAGAGUGUUAUCAACUCGGCUGAUGAUCUCAUCACUGCUUUCAACAAAAUCGCGCAGAUUGAGCUGUUUAUGGAUCUGCCCGGUGGGAGCGAUUCCAAAGCGGACUCUGAAUUUGAAGUGAUUGAAAGAGACGAGGAAAUUGCACUGGCAGAAUCGACGAAAACUCCUAGUCCUGCGCAAUCACCAUCACAAGCCAUACCUGAAAUCCCUGAAAGACCGCUGAUUGCGGAAAAGUCCACAAAUCGCGCAGCCCAUCGCCGAUCUUCGAACUAUUCGAAAUCGCAACGGAGAUCGUCCAGCAAACAUUGCGCCUGUAACCAGUACUGGCCAUGGAGUGAUGCGAUAAAUCCAUAUUCUUGGUCUUCAAAUGAUUCGUCGGACGACAGAGGACAUUACUUACAACACAGAUGUAGAUCUCAGUGUUGUUGUCGUUGUUAUUGUUAUGGGAAUUAUGAUUAUUGA